Molecule: messenger RNA, 1496 nt
Organism: Miniopterus natalensis
Lineage: Eukaryota; Metazoa; Chordata; Mammalia; Chiroptera; Miniopteridae
Gene: HMGCL
Product: 3-hydroxy-3-methylglutaryl-CoA lyase
Biological process (GO): L-leucine catabolic process; ketone body biosynthetic process
Cellular component (GO): mitochondrion
Molecular function (GO): hydroxymethylglutaryl-CoA lyase activity
Source: RefSeq, a predicted model, not a curated record
CCGGAGUCGGCUGAACCAAGAUGGCGACAGUGAGGGGGCAGCUGCGGCAGAGACUGGUGGGCUUGGCGUCCGUCAGGGCUGUCAGCACCUCAUCUGUGAGUACUUUACCAAAGCAGGUGAAAAUUGUGGAAGUUGGUCCCCGAGAUGGACUACAAAAUGAAAAGUGCAUUGUACCUACUCCCGUGAAAAUCAGGUUGAUAGACAUGCUGUCUGAAGCAGGGCUUCCCGUCAUAGAAGCCACCAGCUUUGUGUCCCCCAAGUGGGUUCCUCAGAUGGCUGACCACACCGAAGUCUUGAAGGGCAUCCAGAAGUUUCCUGGCAUCAGCUACCCAGUCCUGACCCCAAAUUUCAAAGGCUACCAGGCAGCAGUUGCUGCAGGAGCAAAGGAAGUGACCAUCUUUGGAGCUGCCUCUGAGCUCUUUACCAAGAAGAACAUCAACUGCACCAUAGAUGAGAGUUUACAGAAGUUUGACCAAGUCUUGAAGGCAGCUCGAGCAGCUAGUAUCCCUGUGCGGGGGUACGUCUCCUGUGUGCUUGGAUGCCCCUAUGAAGGGAAGAUGUCCCCGGCCAAAGUAGCUGAGGUCGCCAAGAAGAUGUACUCAAUGGGCUGCUAUGAGAUCUCCCUGGGGGACACCAUUGGUGUGGGCACCCCUGGCAUCAUGAAGGAUAUGCUGUCUGCUGUCAUGCACGAGGUGCCAGUGGCUGCUUUGGCUGUCCACUGUCAUGAUACCUAUGGCCAGGCUCUGGCCAACACCUUGAUGGCCUUGCAGAUGGGAGUGAGUGUCGUGGACUCUUCUGUGGCAGGACUUGGAGGCUGUCCCUAUGCACAGGGGGCAUCGGGAAACUUGGCCACUGAGGACCUGGUCUACAUGCUGGAGGGCUUGGGCAUUCACACGGGUGUGAACGUCCAGAAGCUCCUGGAAGCUGGGACCUUUAUCUGUCAAGCUCUUAACAGAAAAACCAGCUCCAAAGUGGCUCAGGCUACCUGUAAACUGUGAGCCCCUAGCCCACCUGAAGCUCUCAGGACUGUGUGGGAAUAGAGGCACAUCUGAAUGAUUCACUGAUGGACACAUGGAAAUGGGAAUUAAAUUAACAGGAACAGGUAUCUCUCUGGCAGGACACCUGAGUAUGAAUGAGAGGCUUUAGGGGCUAGAGGCCUCCCUUCACCAUGGACCCAACAGCCCAGUAGUUGAAUCCCUGAGGGCACUUGGGAACCCAAUUCCCUGGCUUGGGUUGAUCCUCAAGUCUUAUCUCUAGGUGAAAUCUGCCAGGUGGCUACACAGCUCAACCCUGCCAUGCCCUUGGUGCCUUGCUCUCUGACUUUGUAGUGCAAAAGGGCAUGGAGGGGUUUUUCCCUGAGCUGGCAGAGGGCAUUUGCUGAAGGGGUGAGGGCUAAGCUUCUGCACUGGCCACCUGCCAACUCUGGCACCUCUGGAAAAAUCUCUGAACAUGAUUUUUGAAAAUAGCUAUGUAAUUAAAGGUUUAAUGACACAGAA